Messenger RNA from Cucurbita pepo subsp. pepo (vegetable marrow), 2570 nucleotides. RefSeq names its product alpha-L-fucosidase 2. Gene Ontology annotation, biological process: carbohydrate metabolic process. NCBI's taxonomy places the organism in Eukaryota, Viridiplantae, Streptophyta, Magnoliopsida, Cucurbitales, Cucurbitaceae. The record is from RefSeq and is a predicted model, not a curated record. Gene Ontology annotation, molecular function: alpha-L-fucosidase activity.
AAAAAAACCAUAGAGAUAAGAAAAACAUUCAACUACCUUGUCUUCGGUUCUUGUUUCCCUCUCAUUCUGCCAUUUCCCACUUCGAACGAUGAAGACCCAUCUUCUUGCUGUGCUUCUGAUUCAUCUUUGUUUCCCCUUUGCCAUGGCGGAGAGCUCCGACCCUUUGAAGCUUACGUUUAAUGGCUCCGCCAAGCACUGGACUGAUGCCAUUCCUAUUGGCAAUGGGCGGCUUGGAGCGAUGGUUUGGGGCGGCGUCGACACUGAGAUUCUUCAGCUCAAUGAGGAUACACUUUGGACCGGAACUCCUGCGGAUUAUACCAAUCCAGAUGCUCCUGUGGCUCUGAGAGAGGUUAGAAAGCUUGUUGAUGAUGGAAAAUAUGCUGAAGCUACUGAAGCCGCCGUCAAGCUGUCGGGAAAUCUGUCUGAUGUUUAUCAACUUCUGGGUGACAUCAAACUUGAGUUUGAUGCAUCCCAUCAGUCAUAUACUCCAGAGACUUACCAUCGAGAAUUAGACUUGAAUACAGCCACAGCAAGAGUGAAAUACUCAGUGGGUGACAUACAAUUUACAAGGGAACAUUUUGCUUCUAAUCCUGAUCAAGUAAUUGUAACCAAGAUCUCUGCUACCAAACCAGGAUCCUUGUCAUUUUCAGUGUCCAUGAAUAGCAAGUUACAUCACACCUCACAUGUAGUAGAUGGCCAAAGUCUAAUCAUACUUCAGGGAAGCUGUCCAGGCCUGAGAAUCCCACCAAAAAUGGAUUUAGAUGACAAUCCCAAGGGCAUUCAAUACUCUGCUGUUCUUAGCUUACAGGUUAACAAUGGAAGUGGAGUAGUGCACGAUUUAGCUGAAAAGAAGCUGAAGGUUAAUGGCUCAGAUUGGGCUGUGUUGCGUCUGGUGGCUUCAUCUUCAUUUAAAGGGCCAUUUACAGAGCCUUCAUUGUCUGGGAAGGAUCCUUCUUCAGAGUCACUUGCUGCAAUGAUGAAGAUUAAAAACAUGUCUUAUUUGGAUCUUUAUGGACGCCAUUUGAAUGACUAUCAGAGUCUUUUUCAUCGUGUUUCAUUGCAGCUUUCAAAGGGCUCUAAGAAUGGAUCUUCUGGAAGGAAGGGAGAUAGAGUAGGUUCUACUGCUGAGAGAGUGAAGUCUUUUGGGAGUGAUGAGGAUCCAGCUUUGGUUGAGCUGCUAUUCCAAUAUAGUCGGUAUCUACUCAUUUCUUGUUCAAGGCCUGGAACUCAGGUGGCAAAUCUUCAAGGUAUAUGGAACAAGAACAUCGCACCAGCAUGGGAUGGUGCUCCACACUUGAACAUCAAUCUCCAAAUGAACUAUUGGCCAUCCCUUCCAUGCAACCUCAAGGAGUGCCAGGAACCAUUGUUUGAUUUCACAUCCUUCUUGUCUGUCAAUGGACGCAAGACAGCAAAAGUGAACUAUGAAGCAAAUGGUUGGGUAGCUCAUCAAGUGUCAGACAUCUGGGCAAAAAGCUCUCCGGAUCAAGGGCAGGCCGUUUGGGCUCUAUGGCCAAUGGGUGGAGCUUGGCUUUGUACCCAUCUGUGGGAGCAUUACACAUACACAAUGGACAAAAAUUUCUUAAGAAACAAGGCAUACCCUUUGAUGGAAGGAUGCACAUCGUUUCUGCUGGAUUGGCUAAUAGAUGGCAAGAAUGGAUAUCUAGAAACAAACCCAUCGACAUCCCCAGAGCACAUGUUUAUAGCUCCUGAUGGUAAGCCUGCUAGUGUGAGCUACUCAACAACAAUGGAUAUUGCUAUCAUAAAGGAGGUUUUCUCAGCCAUCAUAGCUGCUGCAGAGAUUCUAGGAAGAAGCAAGGAUACUAUUAUUGACAAGGUCCGGAAGGCUGAAGCUAGGCUAUUGCCUUAUAAGAUAGCUAGAGAUGGUUCUCUUAUGGAAUGGGCUAUUGAUUUUGAGGACCAAGAAGUGCAUCAUCGACAUGUAUCACACCUGUUUGGGCUGUAUCCAGGACACACCAUAACUGUUGAGAGAACUCCCAACAUUUCGGAAGCUGCAAAUAAUACUCUUCAUAAAAGAGGAGAGGAAGGUCCAGGAUGGUCGACUGCGUGGAAGAUCGCGCUAUGGGCUCGUCUUCGGAACGGCGAGCACGCGUACCGAAUGGUGAAGCAUUUGUUCGAGCUGGUGGAUCCAGAGCAUGAAAGUGAUUAUGAAGGUGGCCUGUACAGCAAUUUGUUCACUGCUCAUCCCCCUUUCCAAAUAGAUGCCAACUUUGGAUUCUCAGCUGCCAUUGCUGAAAUGCUGGUCCAGAGCACUGUCAAGGACCUGUACUUGCUUCCUGCUCUUCCCGGUGAUGUCUGGUCCGACGGUUGCGUUAAAGGCUUGAAGGCACGGGGUGGCUUGACGGUAAACAUCUGCUGGAAGGGAGGCGAUCUCGACGAGGUCGGUGUUUGGUCGUCGGAACAAAUUUCGGUUACAACAUUACACUACAGAGGGAGUAAAGUAGCAGCAAAUUUAACAUCUGGUAAACUCUACACUUUCAAUAAGCUGUUGAAAUGUGUUGGGACAUGCUUUCUUCUACCAAACAGCAAUGGAUUUCCAAAUCCUUGAAGAA